CAUUCUUCAUAGUUCAUUGGUCCGGUCGAACCUGACGUGUUAAGACCUAACGUGCUCGUUGCCAUUGAGACAGUAGCCUCUGGAGAAAACUGUUCCUUCUCUUUCAUUUUUUAAAAAAAUUAUUUCAAAAUAAUAAAAAUGGCUUUGUCCUCGAGGAUUUUGGGUCUGGCGGUUUCGAACAAAUUUGGAAGAGUAUUCUCCCAACAGUUGAGAUAUUCCAGCUAUGAGUAUAUCAAGACGGAGAAAACCGGUGAGAAACAAAAUGUUGCUCUUAUAACGCUCAAUAGACCGAAAGCGUUGAAUGCACUGUGUGAUGCUCUUGUAACCGAAUUGAGCAGUGCUGUCGAUUGCUACGAUAAGGACGACAGUGUCGGUGCAAUUGUUCUUACAGGAAGCGAAAAGGCGUUUGCUGCAGGUGCCGACAUAAAGGAGAUGCUUAACAAGUCUUUCGCUGAAAACACCAAAUUUGCGCUUUUAGAGCACUGGAGCAAUAUUACAAAGUGUAAAAAACCCGUCAUCGCUGCUGUCAACGGAUUUGCUCUCGGCGGCGGCUGUGAAUUGGCCAUGAUGUGUGAUAUUAUAUACGCAGGGGAAACUGCGAAAUUCGGUCAGCCCGAGAUCAUUAUCGGGACAUGCCCUGGUGCCGGGGGUUCGCAGAGGAUUGCCCGGAGCUGCGGGAAGAGCAAGGCAAUGGAAAUUUGUCUAACAGGAAAUCAAUUUACGGCUCAAGAAGCAGAAAAAAUGGGUUUGGUCAGCAAGGUCUUCCCGAAUGACAAGCUCGUUGAAGAAGCCGUUAAACUCGGUGAGAAAAUCGCUUCACAUUCUCCUCUCAUAGUGCAGAUGUGCAAAGAAGCUGUCAAUAUCGCAUUUGAAACAACUCUCCAAGAAGGGUUGAGAUUCGAAAAGAGAACAUUCUACGCUACUUUUGCCACAGAGGAUCGCAAGGAAGGAAUGACUGCCUUCGUCGAAAAGCGCAAACCCAACUUUCAAAACAAAUAAAUAUAAUUUUUAUAGUGCCAUUAUGAUUAAAGAUCUUGAUAUAAUCAUGGGUAACAUUCCCAAUCUGUUGACAAUUAAAGGAAAAAUCUAUUAAAAUGAUUUUUUUUUAACUUGAA
Molecule: messenger RNA, 1115 nt
Organism: Cimex lectularius (bed bug)
Lineage: Eukaryota; Metazoa; Arthropoda; Insecta; Hemiptera; Cimicidae
Gene: Echs1
Product: probable enoyl-CoA hydratase, mitochondrial
Exons: 7
Coding region: 139-999 (286 amino acids)
Biological process (GO): fatty acid beta-oxidation
Cellular component (GO): mitochondrion
Molecular function (GO): enoyl-CoA hydratase activity
Source: RefSeq, a predicted model, not a curated record